AGUUUACCUGUUUUCCAAAGUUGCUGGUUCAAUACAGUCUCCACCAGGAUCACAACCGCCGAUCGGCUCGCUCUUACUGCUAGUGCGACCUUCGCCUAGGUAGCGGCAAAGGUAGAGCAUUUCAGUCAGUCAAUUUGUUCAUCGAGGCUUCCGGUACAAGACUUUGGCUGAAGUUUCUCCAGGGAUUUUAUUUGGUAUCUUUCUUUAUAUUUUUCAAUUAGUCCAUAUUGUAAUUUACAACAGCCAUCUCUAAAACCCCAUACGGAAAAUUACUACUAUAAUGAAGGGAGUUAAGUCCAAGAUUUCACUUGUAAAUCUUUGAUGCCUAGCGAAGAUUCUUUGAAGCGGCUUUUGGGUUCUCUUUCUUAACGGUAAAGAUCCCACUCUUCCUGCAAUUUUUUGCCAUCAUUGUGAUUUAUCUAAAAAAAGAGUUUCUGCAGAAAGAUUAGUUAAAGGAAUAAAUUUGGAGGCUUUGUAUUAUUUUGGUUUCCGGAAUUUUCUAUGCUAAGAUUUUGUAUUUUCAGCAAUGGUGUUUUGUAAAUUUAAGUGGGUGAUUAGAUUUAAGUGGAUUUAGUUAUUUAUUUUAAAAAAUAUUAUUAAAAAAAUAGUGACAUGGACUCCACGUUGGUAUUUUAAUUGAUGUGUUCUUUGGUUAAAGAGUCGUACUUCUGAAGUCUGGCUGGACAGAACAAAUUAUACAAGAAGUUUGGCUGUCAUGAUUAUGAAGCUAAAUCCGUGUUAGUCAAGGAUCUUCAAUUUCAUUUUAGUGAAAAAAAGCCAAAAGAAUCAGUGACUUCAAGAACCUAUUGUGAAAGCAGUGUAAUUUGAUAAAAACACGUUUCAGAGAACUGCAAGAGGGGGAAGAAAUAUGGGAUAUUGGCUCAUGCUCAGUGCUGUUAUUGCCGUAACGCUGGUAAUUGCUCAAGCAGUGAGAUUAUUGUUAAUGGUAAUCAAUGGCUGGAGAAAUAGAAAGAAGGCUGUUGGGGUCUUCCACCCAUACACCAAUGACGGAGGUGGCGGAGAACGAGUCUUGUGGUGCGCUGUGAAAGCCAUCCAAGAUGAAAACCCAAAUCUAGAUUGUGUCAUAUAUACAGGAGAUCAUGAUGCUUCUCCUGACAGCCUUACUGGCCGUGCCCUUGAUCGAUUUGGAGUCAAAUUAAUCCACCCUCCUAAGGUGGUCCAUCUGCAUAGGAGAAAGUGGGUCGAAGAAACCACUUACCCUCGUUUCACAAUGAUUGGUCAAAGCUUUGGAUCGAUUUACCUUUCUUGGGAAGCUUUGUGCAAAUAUACACCCUUAUAUUACUUUGAUACUAGUGGAUAUGCUUUUACUUAUCCAGUUGCCCGUGUAUUUGGAUGCAAAGUUUUUUCCUAUACUCAUUAUCCAACUAUCAGUUUAGACAUGCUAUCUCGUGUUCGUGGGCGCAGUUCAAUGUACAACAAUGAUUCCUUGAUUGCCAAGAGUGCGAUACUAUCCCGGUUCAAGGUUGUUUAUUAUACGUUGUUUAGCUGGCUGUACAGCUUUGUCGGUUCUUGUGCACACCUAGCGAUGGUUAAUUCUUCAUGGACCCAAUCUCAUAUUGAGAAGCUGUGGGGAAUACCAGCUCGAAUAAGGCGCGUGUAUCCUCCUUGUGAUACUUCUAGGCUUCAGGCGCUUCCGCUGGAAAAGUCAAUGAAGCCUCCGAAGAUAGUAUCUGUGGCUCAGUUCCGUCCAGAGAAGGCACACCCUCUCCAACUUGAGGCAUUUGCAGUUGCCAUCAAGAAGUUAGACCAAAAUCUGCCAAGGCCGAUUAUCCAAUUAGUGGGUAGUUGUAGGAAUGAAGCAGAUGAGAAAAGGUUGCAAAAUCUGAAGGACCUAGCUAUUAAACUGAAUGUGGAUGAUCAUGUUGAGUUCCACAAGAAUGUCAUGUACAGUGAUUUGGUCACACUUUUGGGUGGUGCUGUAGCCGGAAUCCAUUCCAUGACAGAUGAGCACUUUGGCAUAAGUGUAGUUGAAUAUAUGGCUGCUGGCGCGAUACCAAUUGCACAUAAUUCAGCUGGCCCAAGGAUGGAUAUUGUGUUACCAGAAGAUUCGAAGCAGACUGGGUUCCUUGCCCAGAGCAUAGAGGAAUAUGCUGAAGCCAUUAUUGAAGUCAUUAAGAUGCCAGAGAAUGAGAGGCUGGAGAUAGCUGCUGCUGCGAGGAAGCGAGCCUCCAUGUUCUCAGAGCAAAGGUUUUAUGAAGAUUUUAAGGCUGCUGUACGAUCAAUCUUUUGUGAUGGUACCAAAUGAUUACAAAAUCUUUGUUUCCAUAAAUACAAGAGAUGAAUUUUGUUGCAACAUACUUAGACUUUGUCCUAUCUUGUCUUUUUCUGGUUUUCCUUUUUCUUUAUAAAGUUUACUUUAGAUUGUAUUUAUACUUUGUCAGUACCUUCAGCCUUGAAGUUACUAAUUACAGGAAAAAAGUCUGCCUCUGAUUUGGCAGUUAGAAUAAAAGAGAUGGUCCUCCUUUCUUUAGGUUUAGCUAAAGUAGAUAGUCAUAUACACUGGCACGGCGGGGCGUUACAGAUGAAGGGAAUAAUAUUUAUGGGUCUAAUGUCUGUCUGGUGAAAAGAAAUUCAAUUCUAUCUUUAAUUCAUGUUGAA
Nicotiana tabacum (common tobacco) is the source of this 2619-nucleotide messenger RNA. The record is from RefSeq and is a predicted model, not a curated record. Lineage: Eukaryota; Viridiplantae; Streptophyta; Magnoliopsida; Solanales; Solanaceae.